This is a messenger RNA of Chinchilla lanigera (long-tailed chinchilla), 1545 nucleotides long. It is a transcript of the gene Actr10, whose product is annotated as actin-related protein 10 homolog (S. cerevisiae). Gene Ontology annotation, biological process: retrograde axonal transport of mitochondrion. Bases 101 to 1354 code for a protein of 417 amino acids. The record is from RefSeq and is a predicted model, not a curated record. The transcript is spliced from 13 exons. Lineage: Eukaryota; Metazoa; Chordata; Mammalia; Rodentia; Chinchillidae.
ACCGCCCCCGCGAGGCCCCCGCCGCCGCCGCCGCCCAGCGCCCCGCCGGCCAGAGCCUGUGGACGUUUUCCCCUUGCGGCCUGCUGCUGGCCGGGCCGCCAUGCCGCUCUACGAGGGCCUGGGCAGCGGCGGCGAGAAGACAGCGGUCGUGAUCGACUUGGGAGAGGCCUUCACCAAAUGUGGAUUUGCUGGAGAAACAGGUCCAAGAUGUAUAAUUCCUAGUGUGAUAAAGAAAGCUGGACUGCCUAAGCCUAUCAAGGUUGUUCAGUAUAAUAUCAAUACAGAAGAGUUAUAUUCUUACCUAAAGGAAUUCAUCCACAUACUAUAUUUCAGGCAUCUGUUGGUGAACCCCAGAGACCGCCGAGUUGUGGUUAUCGAGUCAGUAUUGUGCCCUUCCCACUUCAGAGAGACUCUCACUCGUGUUCUGUUCAAAUAUUUUGAGGUUCCAUCUGUCUUGCUUGCUCCAAGUCAUCUCAUGGCUCUUCUGACACUUGGAAUUAAUUCUGCCAUGGUCCUGGAUUGUGGAUAUAGGGAAAGCCUGGUGUUGCCUAUAUAUGAAGGAAUCCCAGUACUAAAUUGUUGGGGGGCUCUCCCCCUAGGAGGAAAAGCUCUGCACAAAGAGUUGGAAACUCAGCUGUUGGAACAGUGUACUGUGGACACCGGUGCUGCCAAAGAACAGAGCCUUCCCUCGGUGAUGGGUUCAGUUCCAGAAGGUAUCUUAGAGGACAUUAAAGUGCGUACUUGCUUUGUAAGUGAUCUGAAGCGAGGACUCAAAAUCCAGGCAGCAAAAUUUAAUAUUGAUGGGAAUGAUGAACGUCCCUCACCACCCCCAAAUGUCGACUAUCCAUUAGAUGGGGAAAAGAUUUUACAUGUCCUGGGAUCAAUCAGAGAUUCAGUUGUGGAAAUUCUCUUUGAACAAGAUAAUGAAGAGAAAUCAGUUGCCACAUUAAUAUUGGAUUCCCUUCUGCAGUGCCCAAUAGACACCAGGAAGCAACUUGCCGAGAACUUGGUAGUCAUAGGUGGCACGUCUAUGCUGCCAGGAUUUCUGCACAGGUUGCUUGCAGAAAUAAGGUACUUGGUAGAAAAACCAAAGUACCAAAAAGCACUUGGCACCAAGACAUUCCGCAUUCAUACUCCACCUGCAAAGGCUAAUUGUGUGGCCUGGUUGGGAGGGGCUAUUUUUGGAGCGCUGCAAGAUAUACUUGGGAGUCGUUCAGUUUCAAAGGAAUAUUAUAAUCAGACAGGCCGUAUCCCCGAUUGGUGCUCCCUCAAUAAUCCGCCUUUGGAAAUGAUGUUUGACGUCGGAAAAGCUCAGCCACCUCUGAUGAAGAGAGCAUUUUCCACGGAGAAGUAAAAGUUUGGUUAAGUACAAUUUUGUCUCACUUCACAGUUACAAGCAAACUGUACAAAGUAUGUAGGGUGUUUCUACUUUAAACAACUUUAGUGGAAGUAGAAGCUUCUCUGUAUUUAUUCACCUUAAUGUGUAAUUCAUUUGACUUUGCUUCUCAUGUAUUUGUAUCAGUAAAAUAAAGUUAAAACAGUUUA